CAUAUCAGGUUAAAAAAGAAAGAAGAUGCUAAGAUAUUGUGCUUCUCAGGUAAGAAACCUAGUCGUAGCGAAUCCAUUGAGCAGUGAAGACGUGCAGUAAUCGAUGACGUGUCGUCAAAAGAAAGUGAUAGGAUAGCAUGGGAAAACAACCCACUGGCCUCAACUUCACCAACGACGCCGACGUGGAGCAGAGCAGCCACCACAAUACUCGUAAGUGAGUGCGCGUAAAAGGAGAAAAUAAAAAACACAGAAGCACACAACCACAGUCAACCUUUGUAUCUUUCUUUGCAUUACCCAAUUGCACAGUCUUCUCUCUCUCUCUCUGCUCUGUUUUUGUUUGUAGAACUACUCUAAAACUAAAACCCUAUUCCUCUGUUUUUGUUAUUCCCACGAUGAUGCCUCCUUCUCAGCCACCUCAUUGGGCCCCAUCUCCCACACCAAUCCUCAGCAAGUCUUUCCUACCCCCGACGUCAAACUCGCCGGCGGUUGACUUCACUCCGCCCUUAAUAGCAAUGGUCGUCGUCGUCGCCGCCGCGUUUCUUGUCGUCACCUACUCCCGCCUCAUCGCGCGCCACCUCAGACCACCCUUCCACCGCCUCCUCCGCCGCUUCCGACGCCGCCGCUUCCUCCCCUCCUCCGUCGGCGACCUCGAGUCCCUCCCCUACGAUUCUCCCUUCGACGGACCGCACGUGUUCUCCCCCUACGGUUUGGACGAAACGGUUAUUAAAACAAUCCCGUUCUCGCUUUAUACAGCGAAAUACGACGCGCGUUUUGAUGAGUCUCGCUACGACUGCGCCGUUUGCUUGCUCGAAUUCGAAGACGAGGAUUACGUAAGAACGCUUCCCGUUUGUUCACACACGUUCCACGUGGACUGCAUCGACGCGUGGCUUCGCUCGCACGCUAACUGUCCUCUCUGCCGCGCUGGAGUUCUCUGCACCGAUUCACCUUUCACUCCGAUGAUGGCCGCUAGAAUCCGACCGAGCCUCGACGACGACACAAUUCUCCACCGUAUCAGUAUAGAUCCUCUCAUCGAUCUGCCGCCGCAGCCUGCGUCGGCGGUGGCUAUAUCCUCCGUGUCGGAGAUUACUCCCUGCGUCGACGAGAACACUCCGAGGAGGAACCAGAACCAUGCGAACGUUAACUCAGAGGAUUGUUUUAGGGAUUUUCUGCUGAAGAGGUCUUACUCGUUUGGAUUUGAACGGAGUCUGGCGUCGGAGAGGAUGGUGAUGGAACCGGCGACGGCGUCGCCGUGGCGGUACCGGAGAGGGAGUAGUAGUUUCUGGAGCAAGAGGCCCUCGCCAUUCGGAUCAUUGGGGAAGCCGAGGGUGUUUUCGUUCAGGUAUUAUAGAGGGAUGAAGUCACCGUUCUUCCGGAGGAGGGGUUUUUUCCCGUUGUCGGAGUCGAGCGUGAGGUACGGCAGCGGGGGGAGCUCGUCGCGGCGGAGCAAGUCGAUAGCGAGUCCGAUGUUUCUGCGGUCCUCGGGGGUGGCAGCCGCGGCGGCGUUCUCGUCGAGCCGGCUGAGGUGCGGGGAUCCCGAGGCGCUGCUGUCGCCGGAGAGGUUUAACCGGAGGUGAAAAGAAAGGAAGGGUUGAAAAUGUUAACAGUAUUUUCUGAAAUGAAUGGGAAUGGCCGGCAAGAGGACACGUGGCGGAGGGUGAUUGGUGAGACGGUUGAUCGGAGAUUGAUGGAGGGUGAGCUCAAGGAGGAAUUUAAUGGAGGUGGUCGCAUGCGAUUUAAUUUAAUGAGACGGUCUGGCAAUUUGUAGAGACUCAUUAAUGGGAUGGUAGGAAGAGCAUUUAAUUGGAGAGAGAACUAAGACAUUUCAUGCUGAGUGAGAAGUGAGGACUGAAGACUGAAGAGAGUUUUUUUUUUUUCUCUCUCUAAACUAUAUCAAUUAUUCUCUGUGCCUAUGGUCAGACUGUGGUGGGGAUAGAGGGUUUUAAAGAGGAAGCUCAUAAAUGAGUGAAGAAUUGGACUUUGCCACCCUUUUGUAUUUUCAUGUAGUACUAUCUUACAACCUCAAGAGGGUUUUGGCUUCUUGAUGAGGGGUUUUGGAGUUUUGUAGUGGUUUCUUUAUGGCACCGACUGAAAGCCCCCCCCCCCCCCCAUGUGUAAGGAUUGAAGAUGCAAAUGACAUGGUGGUGUAUUAGUUAUAGUGUGACCUAGGUGACUCUCUAGGUUUAUGCCCACAGACGCAAGGCAUUAAUUGUGGCAUUGGGUAUGCUGACAAGCAACAUUGGUUGAUUCGUUUAGUGUGUGACUCUGCUGUGAAUUUUUUCAUCGUCUGAUAAUUAAUGCCAUUUAUAAGAUUUUGAAUUUUGGAAUCUUUUGUGAUCAA
Messenger RNA from Glycine soja, 2338 nucleotides. Its product is annotated as RING-H2 finger protein ATL65-like. The coding region runs from base 393 to 1574 and encodes 393 amino acids. Gene Ontology annotation, biological process: protein ubiquitination. Gene Ontology annotation, molecular function: transferase activity. NCBI's taxonomy places the organism in Eukaryota, Viridiplantae, Streptophyta, Magnoliopsida, Fabales, Fabaceae. The transcript has a single exon. The record is from RefSeq and is a predicted model, not a curated record.